This is a messenger RNA of Dicrocoelium dendriticum, 3329 nucleotides long. Lineage: Eukaryota; Metazoa; Platyhelminthes; Trematoda; Plagiorchiida; Dicrocoeliidae. The record is from the annotation of a GenBank genome assembly.
CAACACUCCCAGAUCCCGGGCACUAGAAACUGCGGUUAGUUGUUUUUCUAUUCAAGAAGUAUGAACGUUCAUGGCUGUCUGUCGAUGCUCAGAAAUUCGCAUAUGUAGAAGAAACAGGAUAGGUUCGAACACUGUAUCCUGAGGUACGCCACUCGGGAGGCAAGCCAAUCAGUAUAGUAAUCAUUUACUUUAUCCUUCCAACGCCUUUCCUCAACGAACGAACUGAUCCACUGAAAAAGAGCGCUACGGAUCCACGUUCUUCAAGAAAACCAUUUCGUUGGCGUGGGGGAUUUCGCGGAAGAUUCAACUCUGGAAGAGCUCCAAAGCCUUCUGUGGGAGUGAACCGGACUGAACCCGCCCCUGCCGACUCCAUCUCUCAAACCGAAUCGCUCUGCUCCAAUUUCACUGGUACGGGAUUUUUAAAUGCAAAGGCAGAACCGCUUGUUCCUCUGGAUAAAUGCUGUCCUUAUCCCGGAUGGCUGCUUUACUUUCCAACUAGAGCUUAUGAUAGCUCGUCGAAGUUGUCAUCGUACACCAAGUGCUUCAUGGAGUUCUUUGGUGAAACUCUCAAGCAAUGUGGCUACGACCCAUCACUUACUACUCUAUCUCAGUCCCCGGAUUCUGCCACUGGCGCUCCAAUCGAUUGGUUCCUUGUGGAGACCCAGGGCGCUGUACAGAUCAAUUUUCCAAGCCUGCUAAAUUCGGUUACGUUAAUUCGGAAUGUCCCUGAAAUCAAAGAGCUUCUUAGCGACGAUACGGAAGGUGGCGCACUGUCCGCCGAGCGUUGCGGAUGUCUCUUACAAUCCAUGGGGCUUGCUUUGAACACGCUGUGCUACAAUGCUGCUUAUAAGACCAGCACAAAAUUUGACCUAUUUAAAGCGGUCGACUGUAAUUCCACAAUCCAGGACAGUCGCAUCCCAUCAUACAUUGCCGGUCGUAUCAUCAAUCACUCGCCCGUGACUCCAUUGCGAAGGUUGAGAGCCCAUCAUCUUGGUCGUUUCAUAUCAAUUAAGGGGAUCGUAGUGCGAGUGGGCCCCGUCGAACCAGUGUGUCGCCGACUGUCAUUUGAAUGCACCCAGUGUGGUACUCGACAAGUUCUCAUCCUCCCCACCGGUGGUCGCUUUUCCACCCCUACACGAUGCACCUUCCGCGGCUGUCGAUCGCGCUGCUUUGAACCACUUCUCAAUCACCCCGACACAGUCACCGUCGAUACGCAGAUUAUCACUGUACAAGAGGCCUCUGAACCCCAGCCAGAUCGCCUUUUAGGCGAAGUCAGCACUUCAGCAUCCUCUUUAGGCCGCAGUCCCCGUUGUUUGCCCUGUCGCUUGACUCUGGACCUUGCCGAUUCAUGCAUACCCGGGGAUGUCGUGCACCUCGCUGGCGUGGUUAGUCUGCUCAACACUGAUAGUCAAGCGUCUUCAUCAGCCCAUGCUUCAUGGUCGUCACGCCGCUCUGGAAAUAUGUUCAGUCUGUUGUUAGAAGUUAACGGCCUGACCAAAAUGAGCGGCGGUAGCAACAUCAACUUCCGUCGUAUGGCCGGAUCAUCUAACUACCUCAGCGGAAAUUCUGGCAUGCUUCUCAUCACCUCCGGAGACGAAUUCGGAAACCCUGAGCUGGCAAAUGGUGAACGCUCCAUUGAACAGUCGAAUACUCAUUCUGACAGUGACUUCUCCAUCAAGGACUUGUACGCAAUCAGAGAAAUAAGUGAACAGCCCAAUUUGUUUCGUCUGCUGGUCGCGUCUUUGUGUCCCUCCAUCUGCGGUCGCGCAUUAGUAAAAGCUGGUCUUCUGUUAGCUCUAUUCGGUGGCACCCAAAAUCCGCGACCAAAUAAACGUCGCCAGAAACGACUACGAAAUCCGACUGAGCGUACACUUACAGAUGAUUGCGCCGAAGAUAAUAUCUUUGAAUCGGAUUCAGACGACGCCGGCACUUCUUAUCGCCUCGGUGCCAACCAGUUGGUUUCGCCCAAGGUUGUUACUGGCAACGGCAGUCCGGAUUUGUCCAGUUCCAGUGAUGAAAUAAAAGAGGAUGAUUAUCAGCAAGAGAAUUCCACUUCCGAUUGGUCCGAUGGUGUCACCGAAACAACGGCGCGACGUUCUGCUUCUCAUGUACUGAUAGUCGGUGAUCCGGGUUUGGGAAAAAGUCAGAUGCUUCGAGCUGCUGCUAGUCUCUCCCCGCGAGUUAUCUACGUGUCUGGAAACACUGUGUCUGCAGCCGGAUUAACAGUUAGCACGAUUCGCGAGGGCAGUGGCAGUGGUGGUGGAUUCGCUCUGGAAGCCGGUGCCUUAGUUCUGGCUGACCAGGGCUGCUGUUGCAUUGAUGAGUUCGAUAAGUUAGCCUGUGAUCCAGCCGUACUUUUAGAAGCUAUGGAGCAGCAAACUAUCAGUGUUGCUCGCGGUGGGUUGGUCGCCAAUUUACCGGCCAGAGCUGCCGUCUUGGCAUCCGCCAACCCUGUUGGAGGACACUACGACUCAACGCGCCGAUUGGAUGAGAACCUGCGCAUCUCUCCUGCUUUGCUCUCUCGCUUCGACUUAGUUUUUGUUCUUUUGGACCGUCCUGAUGAAUUGGCCGAUCGCCUACUCUCGGAACAUGUCACUGCUCUGCACACGGGGGAUUGGAAGCCGAGCAGUUUUACUUGCACUCAAUCCUCGCCAUUUGGUCUUCAACAGUCCACACGAUCACAGCCCACCACCAUUUAUGUGGAUCCGACCGCAUCAUUGGAAGAUCGCCUUGAGUUACGAUUGGGGGAACAAAUUGACUACAUUCCACCUGUCUUAUUGCGCAAGUACAUUCUGUACGCACGAAAAUACGUGAUGCCUAGCUUGUCGUCAGAGGCUGCCUUGACACUCCGGGAUUUUUACUUGGAGCUUCGACGCAACCGACACGCACCUGACGCUUUUCCAGUGACGCUCAGGCAGUUGGAAUCACUCGUCCGUCUUACCGAAGCACGUGCUCGAGCGGAUCUCCGUGAAGAGGCCACUCGUGAAGAUGCUCUCGAUGCUUGUGAACUCAUGAGAGCAACUGGAGUUGGUACCGGUAUGGUGUGUGGAACCCCUGCCAAUGCCACCCUCAGCCAAAUAGCCAAAAUGAUUCCAACAACUUCUAGGCGGAGCACCUCGGACAGUGGACCUGCUGCUUCAAAGCGUCUCCUAGCCGCACUGGAGAUUGCUUCACAAAGGUCUAACAGCCGAAUCUUCACCAUUGAGGACGUUCGUGCAAUAUGUGCAGGUCUGGGCAUUUCACUAACGAACCUGGAUAUCCUCUUGUCGCGUUUGAAUGAAGCUGGAGCAGUUUUGAAGCAAAGCAGUGAUGUUUAUAAACUCGUCUGA